This is a messenger RNA of Trichosurus vulpecula (common brushtail), 2259 nucleotides long. Its product is annotated as mortality factor 4-like protein 1. The record is from RefSeq and is a predicted model, not a curated record. The transcript is spliced from 2 exons. Lineage: Eukaryota; Metazoa; Chordata; Mammalia; Diprotodontia; Phalangeridae. Gene Ontology annotation, cellular component: NuA4 histone acetyltransferase complex; nucleus. Gene Ontology annotation, biological process: regulation of DNA-templated transcription; chromatin organization. The coding region runs from base 1 to 1785 and encodes 594 amino acids.
AUGACGGCGCAUGCGCAGCGCCAUCAGACUUUGGAGGGUGGCGGUCAUCUGGGACUGAGGAGGGACCACCGGGAGAAGGGCCAGAAGGGGGGCAGCAGCAGCGCCGGGGCUGUGUGUGGCAGCAGCAGCAGAGGCGGGCGAGGUGGGCGGAGGCUCCGGGCCCCUGCAGGAGAGAUGGCACCAAAGAAAGACCCCAAGAGGCGCCCCAGGAAGCCCCAGUUUGAGGUCGGGGAGCGGGUGUUGUGUUUCCGAGGGCCCCUGCUUUAUGAAGCGGAGUGUGUGAAGGUGUCCGUUAAGUACAGGAAGGUCAAGUACCUCGUUCAUUACCCGGGAGGCAACGAGAAGGGUGCUGUGCGCACCCGGCUCUCGGAAAAGCUGGCCAAGAUGGAGGCUCGAGAGGCAGAAAAGGCCCAGGAGACGGAGAAGGGCCAGGAGGUGGACAAGACUCCGGAGGCAGAAAAGGCCCAGGAGGUGGACAAGCCCCCGGAAGCGGAAAAGGCCCAGGAAGCAGAAAAACCUGGUAAGGCCCUUAAGUCCCACAAAGGCCGGAAGCCCCGCUGUGAGGCUUCAGAGGCAGGGGUAGCCCUUAAGUCCCCUAAGGCUGGUGAAACCAGCAAGGCGGGGGAAGCCAGUAAUGUUGGGGAGCCCCGGGAAACCAGUGAGCCCAGUGAAGACCCUGAGGCGGAGGCAGAUGAGACCAAGGCCAAAGGCAAGGGCAAAGGCAAAGGCAAGGGCAAAGGCAAAGGCAAAGGCAAAGCCGGCACUGCUCCCUGCCCUGCUGGAGAUGGCGAUACUGAUUACAAGGAGGACUACUGUCCUACAGCUGGCUGGGAUGACGAGUGGGUUCCUGAGAGCAGAAUACUGAAGUAUUCUGAGACCAAUCUGCAGAAACAGAGAGAGCUCCUCAACAGCAAUGAGGAGCUAUCUGCAGAUGAGAAGGUGGGAGAGGACCUGGCCUCUGGGGAAAAGAAGACUUCUGAGCCCAAGACCCCAAGCUCAGAGCCCAAGACCCCAAGCUCGGAGUCCAAGACUGCAACCUCCGAGUCAGAAUCGGAGAGUCAGCAGUCGGAGGGUCAACAGGAGAAGAACAUGGACAAAGAAGAAGCCUCUACAGCAUCAGGGCCGUCAGUGUCUCCAGCCAAAAAGAAGGAAAAGAAAAUGGCUGAAACUGGGGAAGGAAGCAGUUCCAGUGAAACAUCAACACCAUCUCGGCCCCAGCACUCCAAGAGGAGAGCCCGAGUGUACUACGAGGUGGAGAGGCGAUAUGUGAAAAAAACCGACAUUAAAGUGAACAUUCCCAAUGAACUGAAGCCGUGGCUGGUGGAGGAUUGGGAGCUGGUCGUCGGACAAAAGCACCUGUUUCACCUUCCGGCCAAGAAGAGUAUCGAUUCCAUUCUGGAUGACUAUGAGCAGUAUGAGAAGUCCCAAGGAAACAUGGCAAAGUCGUAUGCAGUCACCGAAGUGGUAGCAGGGAUCAAAGCUUAUUUCAAUGUAAUGUUGGGUCCUCAGCUGUUGUAUGAUUUUGAAAGGCCCCAGUAUGCUGAGAUCUUAGCUGAUGAUCCUGAUGCUCCUGUGUCCCAAAUUUAUGGAGCAUCUCAUCUCCUGCGAUUAUUUGUCAAAAUUGGAGAUAUGCUGUCCUAUACAGCACUGGAUGAGCAGAGUGUGGCAUUACUGCUAAAUUAUCUUCAUGAUUUCCUAAAAUAUUUGGCAAAUCAUGCAGCAGCUCUGUUCAGUCCCAGUGAUUAUGAGGUUGCUCCCCCUGAGUAUUUACAAAAAGUUGCCUAAGAGUCUGAUAUUAUUUGUCAUAUUUUGAUCUCAGUGAACAUAAAUGUUAUAUUAUUAGUUUGUUCUCUCUACAAGGAAAAAAUGUUUAAUUUAUUCAAUGUUUAAUCUAAUUUAUGUUUGUUAAGUAUUUGUUCUGUUGAAAACAUAAAAAGGGUAAUGUUUCAGUCCCUUCUGUAAUUUUAGAGGUUCUGUUCCAGUCUAUGUAAUAGUGAUCUGUGUAGAAUGUUUCACUGUGUAGUUAACAAAGCUGCUUGUAUUCUGAUGGUUACAUUCUUUUGACAUUUUUAUGAUCUGUUUAAAUGGGAAGUGACAAAACAUCUUGAUUCCUAGUGCCAAAGUUUAAGUCAUUGCAUAUGGUUAAGAAUUCAUUAAUUUAUGCUAUUUUCCUGUUACCUUCUUUAUUUUUAAUCUUUAAAUUUGACUGUGAUUGUUGAAAAACAGUAUUUUUUGUUAAAGUUUUUGUAUUUUGCUUCU